AUGAAAGCUGUUAUGAUAAUACUUGCCGUCGCAGCUUCUGUGUCUACUUCAAAGGUAGCUAUUCACAGCCGUUCGUCCUUUCUUCAGACGGUGAAAGAUCGUAACCUAAUCGGCCAUGUCACUGAUCGUCUGAAGGCCUCCAGUAUUUUAUUGUGCGCGCAGCUCUGCUUGAAAAGACGUCCACUGUGCUGCUCAAUAAACUACAGAGAUGAAGAUGGAAAGACGAUUUGUGAGUUAAACGAUAAAAGAUUGGAGAGUGUUGGAACAGAUUCUUCUUCCUUUGUUUCUAUGCCAGGAUUUAUCUUUGCUCAGCUUCUCAAUUUUGAGAGGAGCUGCCAGGAAAUCCAACUAAACGAUCCUGGGGCGACGAGUGGUGUGUACGAAAUCUAUCCUGUGCCGAACGCUGAUCCUAUUGAGGUUUACUGUGAACUUAACAUUGCUGGUGGUGGCUUCAGUUUCCUUCCGCAAAGCCUAACUUUGAGAUCAGAUGCACAGCAGAUUGUCAAAUCCCUCUUCACAGACAAAAGAAAUGUUCUGCUAAAGUUGAAGAACAGAGUAAAUGGCAGCGAGUCGUACACUUGGAUUCAGCCCCAUCCAAAUUACACCAACAUUGAUUUCGGGCUUUUGGUCAACAACUACUCUGGUUACACUCAACCAUUGAACGACUUCAUGAUGGAAUACAUCUUCCUUGGUAUUCUACCUAAAUCAGUUGCGAAUGAACAAACAUAUCAGGGUUUCAAGUCUAAUGGCGACGUAAUCCAGUUUAGAAACUGCGACGAAAAUCCCAACAGCUUGUUUGCGUUUCUGCCAAACCGAAAUCGUGAGAACUCCAGUACUUAUUUUCUGGGUAACGGAUGUGAAGAUACCGGUAUAGCCGUUGACUGGCGUUCUACAGCAACACCAAUCACAAUUCCACCGGACAAAAUGCCAAGAACGUUCUUCUUCUUAACAGAAGUUCAUUUUGGAGGUUGUGGCUGUUACACCUCUAGCGACCGCUGGAGUAAAUAUGGCUUUAACGCUACAGCCAUUGGAAUUCGUUGA
Messenger RNA from Pocillopora damicornis (cauliflower coral), 1041 nucleotides. RefSeq lists its product as uncharacterized. The record is from RefSeq and is a predicted model, not a curated record. NCBI's taxonomy places the organism in Eukaryota, Metazoa, Cnidaria, Anthozoa, Scleractinia, Pocilloporidae.